This is a messenger RNA of Paramacrobiotus metropolitanus, 3135 nucleotides long. Its product is annotated as peroxidase-like. NCBI's taxonomy places the organism in Eukaryota, Metazoa, Tardigrada, Eutardigrada, Parachela, Macrobiotidae. The coding region runs from base 484 to 2745 and encodes 753 amino acids. The transcript has 16 exons. Gene Ontology annotation, biological process: response to oxidative stress. The record is from RefSeq and is a predicted model, not a curated record. Gene Ontology annotation, molecular function: peroxidase activity; heme binding.
GGUUCUUCAUCCUCCUGACCUAAUUUAAAUGGCUCAAAUUAACCAAGCAUUUCGGUUUUUCUGCAAACGCCGGUCUUAACCUUAUUUGCUGUAGCACCGCUACUGCACACACAGACAUACAGCCGCGCGUGUUAAACCGUUGCAGGUGAAACCGCGUCUACACUGGGACGGUGUUAAUUAUUUGCCGGUGUAUAGGCUGCAGAUGGUAAUCGUCAUACCGUGGUUACUGACAAUGGGGGAUAGCCGGCCCGUUUAAUUUCGAUAUAAUUUUUACUGUGUGUUAUUAUGCUUUUUUCUCACAUUAUCCAAUCAUCGUUAUGACGCCGUAAAUGCGUUCAUGAUCGGUGUUUUUAUGGUCAUCUUGCGGAGGUUUAUUUAAUGCACCUGACGGUCGCGACUGCGUUGGGUUUUUUUAUCAGAGUGUCUCGCGCAUAUUUCCGGUGUCUUUGGUCAGUUGGAUCUAUAUACUUCUAGUCGACAAUCAUGCAUUAUUGGAAUUACUAUCUGUUGUUGGUCGGUUGGUUGGCGGUCAGUGUCCAGUGUGUCAAACAGAGGGAAAUUGAUUUUUUUCCCUGGAACAGCACAAGGACAAAACGGGGCGGCGGGGAUCUGGAAAUGUCGGCAUCAGAGAAACAAAAAAUGGUGACAUUUAUUCAGAAUGGGAUGACCGAUGCCUUCAAAGAGGCGCAGGAUGAAAUGGCCGCUUCCAAUGCCGUGCCCGAACGGCAGAGCUUGUGCUCGCAACAACAAGUUCCAGGACGCAGUAUGAUGUCCCAGAUACGUGCCAAUAAAUUCAACUGGCCCAAAGAGAAAUCCAUGGAGAUGGGCGUGCCGGCACGGAUGGCUGAAGUGGCCAUGGGGAAACUGAUGGACAAAAGCAACAUGGACCGCGGACAUAUGGCGCAGGCCAUGGCGGAGAUUGACGCCAGACAGACGCCCAUUGGUCGCUUCUGUGUCAACCGCGACCAGCGACCCUGUGAUCCGGGCAAACGCUACCGGGAACUGGAUGGCUGGUGCAACAAUCUCAGACUGCCCUUCUGGGGCGCUGCACUCACACCGGUUAUCCGCGUAACUCCGCCGCGGUACGACGAUGGGAUCAGUGUGCCGCGCACCCUGUCGGUGGUAAUGGGCAACCGGGGUCGUGAACUGCUGCCGGGAGCGCGUGACAUCAGUACGACCCUCAGCCAGGGUACAGACCGUGCCCAUCCAACCGUAACCUUAAUGGUCGCGCAUUUCGGCCAGUUUUUGGAUCAUGAUUUCGUCAACACACCAAUCAGUCUUGUGCAGAAUCAGCGCGGUGAAGCAGCACCACCACAAUGCUGCAACGUACCAGCGGCCUGUCGUGAUGCCAGUUGUUUCCCCAUUGAUAUACCGGCCAAUGAUCGCUUUUAUGCUCAAUUCGGCGUGAAGUGCAUGGAAUUCGUCCGUUCAUUGCCGGCUCCCAAACCCGACUGCACAAUGGGCCCACGUGAUCCCAUGAACCAGAACACGCACUUCAUCGAUCUGUCGCAAGUGUACGGUCCGUCGGCCGACGAGAACAAGGCACUGCGCGCCGGUGAACGCGGCGGAUUACGCAUCAACACCUCACCCUUGGCCAUUGAUUUCCGUAUGAUGCUCAUGCCGGCUGAUAAGGACACUCUGGACUGUCAGCGUCUGGAUGAAUCGAGGGCGUGCUUCAAAGCCGGAGACAAUCGUGUCAACAUUCAGACAGCCUUGACGGCCCUUCACACCAUUUGGUUGCGAGAGCACAACCGGAUUUCCGACUUCCUAUGGAAUAACCGUCAAGACCUGCCGGACGAUAUCUUAUUCGAGGAAACCCGGCGUAUCAUGAUCGGUCAAUGGCAGGCCAUCGUGUGGGGCGAAUUCGUUCCCGUACUGAUCGGAGACCGUAUUGCACUGGAUGAACGCAAUGGAAACCGAUUGGUGGCGGAAGGUGUUUUCAACGGAUACAAUGAUAACGUCAAUCCAGGAACAUGGAUCGAAAUGUCAACCGCAGCCUACCGGUUACACACUUUGAUUCAAAACUGGCUGCCCAUCAAGAGAAAAUUCAAUGAGAGCUUCAAACCAUUCCACGAAUUCUUCUUCACACCCUAUUACAUGUAUGAACCAGGUGCGUUGGACAAUCUGGCGGAGGGAUUGUGCCACGAAAACGUCCAGUCCUUCGACAACCAGAUCACACCGGAAAUGCAAGAGCAUCUCUUCCAGGCGGUGGACGAGCCCUUCGGACUGGAUAUCUUCGCCCUCAACAUACAGCGCGGCCGUGAUCAUGGUUUGGCAACGUACAACGAUGUCCGUGAAUUUUGUGGUUUACCGCGCGCGAGGUCAUUUAAAGACUUGGAAGACGUGAUGCAGCCCAAGGCGAUUGUUGCUCUGGCCAAAGUGUACAGGCACGUGGACGAUAUCGAUUUCUACGCCGGUGGAAUAAGCGAAAACCCGGUGAAUCGUGGUGACGGCUUGGUCGGGCCGAGUUUUGCGUGUAUCAUUGCCGGUCAGUUCCGUGACUGGCGAGUGGGCGAUCGGUUCUGGUACGAAAAUCCAGGCCAGUUCCUUCCAGAGCAACUAAAAGAACUUCAAAAAUCAUCCUUAGCCGGAGUUAUAUGUGCUAAUACCAAUAUUAAAAUGAUUCAACCCAGAGUAUUUUUGGAUUCACAUGAUAAAUUAAAUCCAAGAAUUCCAUGUGCAAACAUGCCGCAGAUGGAUUUGUCUAAAUUUUUAAUAUCGCUUCCCGGUGGACCAAGAGGAUAAGCGACGCAAGCGGAACUUGAUAUAAUUUUGUUACUUCGGCGUAUGAAUCUCGCACAGAGCGACACAUUUGUGGCGGAUUUACAUGGCGUCUUGCAAUUGUUACGGCUGCGACAUGAUGACCUUUCCCGUUAGAUGUCUAAUUGGCAAGGGUUGGCGUCUGCGCUCAACUCUCUCUUUCGCUGGGUUUUUCAUUACCACAUAGCAGAUAUAGAUAGUACUGGACUCUGUUUAUCUGCUUAGCCUUUUUGUAUACACCUUUUUUCUGUUGCUGCUACAUACAGCCUUUUUUUAUCUGAUGUUCCAUAACUGUGUGCUAAAAUUUUUGUAUACACUCCGUUUAUAUUGAACAACAAAAAUUGAUUCAUCAAACAGUUAAAGAUGUUCUAACGA